Schistocerca piceifrons (Central American locust) is the source of this 1975-nucleotide messenger RNA. RefSeq names its product E1A-binding protein p400-like. The transcript is spliced from 7 exons. Lineage: Eukaryota; Metazoa; Arthropoda; Insecta; Orthoptera; Acrididae. The record is from RefSeq and is a predicted model, not a curated record. The coding region runs from base 65 to 1843 and encodes 592 amino acids.
ACUGUCUGCCGCGGACUCGACGCCGCUCGCUCCAGACUCUCGACGCGCUCUCCUACGACUCACCAUGAGGCAGCGAACUCAGCAGAAGCUGCUGUGGACUGCGGCCCUAGUCUCGGCGCUACUGAGCGUGGUUUCGGCAGCGGACGCCCGCAGGAGCCGCUACCGGCCGCAGCCUGUGUCCGCCGAGGACGACGACCCGCAGUACUACCAGCAGCCGGCGGCGGCGGCGGCCACGCAGGUGGAGACGGAGCAGGCGGGCGUGGUGCUGGUCUCCAGCGACCCCUACAACGGGCUGUACGGCCGCCAGACCGACCCCUCGGUCGCUGCCCAGCGCUACCGAGGCUCCGCCGGCAGCAGGGCGGCGCUGGCCGCCACGGGCGCGCCACGCACCAAGGAGCCCAAGCAGCCGCCCGUGCAGACCAUCCGCAACUACUCCAAGGUGAACGAUGACGGAUCGUUCACGUUUGGCUACGAGGCGGCCGACGGCAGCUUCAAAGAGGAGACGCGUGGCACGGACUGCGUGGUGCGCGGCAAGUACGGCUACGUGGACCCGGACGGCAACAAGCGCGAGUUCACGUACGUGUCUGGAAACCCGUGCGACCCCAACAACCCGGAGGGGCGCGACCCCCAGCAGGCUGAGGAGGAAGAAGACAGCGGCGAGGAGAACAUCCCCAAGGUUCCCAUCAGACCUCUGCGUCCCCUGCGACCGACGGUGGCGACGCCGCCGCGCCCGCAGACGACGACCACGGUGUUCCAGAACGACUACCGCCAGGACCAGCUGGGCCAGUCGGUGGAGGACGAGGUGGACGACGAGCCGCAGCAGCUGUACACGGCCAGGCCCGCCUCCGCCUACUCCAUCCCCAGCACCAGCUCGCUGUACCACCAGUACGACAGCCAGCAGUACACCACGCCCGCUCCCAUAGCCUACCGCCCGCAGCCGCAGCAGGCCGUCAGCAUCACGCCGCGCCCUCGCCCAGCUGUGGCGCCGUCGACGGUGCGCAGCCAGCUGCCGGCCACCACAUACCGACCCCAGCUACUUGCCACGGCCACGCCGCGCCCGCAGACGACCACUACGCAGCUGUACACCCGCCCCCCGCCAGUCUUCCAGUCCAGCACCGCGUCGCCCUACUCGACGGCAGCUCACUCCCAGGCGCAGCUGUACGGCAGGACGACUUCGCUGUACCAGCCGUCCAGCACGGUGGCCGCCGCCGCCACCGCCGACGUCGACUUCGACGACGAGCUGCGCAAGUUCCAGCUGGAGAACAACGUCGUCACGACGCCGCGCACCGUCAGCCCCGCCGCGCUGGCGCAGCGGGUGCAACCUAUCCAGCACGCGCAGCUAGCCACCGCCAGGCCGCAGCAGGUGGUCCAACAGGCACGCAAGGUUCCACCUGCGGCGGCGGCGCCAGCGGCGAGCUCGGACCCGAUCUACUCGUCGGAGCUGGUGUACGACCCGUCGACGGGCCAGUACAACACGGUGCUGUACCAGACGCUGCCGCAGACGCAGGGCGGCGAGCUGAACCUGCGCGCCAGCAUCCAGCCGUACGUGGCGCCGCAGCAGUCGCAGCAGCAGCACUACUUCCAGCAGCUGCUCCAGUCGCAGCAGCUGUACGCGCAGCAGCGACAGCGCUCCCGCUACGAGGUGACGACGCCGCCGCCGGCGCCCGCGCCAGCUGCGGCGAGACAGCAGCAGUACCGCCAGGCGCAGGUGCAGCAGGCGCCACAGACCUACUACUACGUGGCCGCACCUGCUGGCCCGGCAGCCGCUGCGCCUACGGGCAGGGAGUCCCUAUCGCACGGUCAGAUAGAGGCCUUCCUCCGGGGGCACAACAUCGCCUUCUAAAAGACUGGCAGCGGUCGCAGUUUGGAGCUCCGUUCUCAAGGUGCCCAGGGAUCCUGUCAGUAGAACGUCUGGCUACAGCGGCGAACGUCAGCUGGGAAAAGCAGCGCUACUUUGUAUAGAGAGCCUCCCUGA